Molecule: messenger RNA, 1685 nt
Organism: Carassius carassius (crucian carp)
Lineage: Eukaryota; Metazoa; Chordata; Actinopteri; Cypriniformes; Cyprinidae
Exons: 3
Coding region: 489-1514 (341 amino acids)
Molecular function (GO): GTP binding
Source: RefSeq, a predicted model, not a curated record
GAGGAGGGCGUCCCAACAGUAUCACAUGUUCAGGCAGAGUCACACUGUCGGCAGUGUUUUGACUGAACAGCAGGAGGAGAAACAGGAAGUACAGAGGAACACAACACAGACCAGGCCAGAUCAUAAGCACACGGUACACAAAAGACCAGUCUCUCACUAAAGGUAAGCCUCUCGAGCUUGUGUUCUUUAUCAGCUUUCACAUAAUCAAAAGCAGACAUCAGUUGUUUCUUGGUAUGCCACGCUGCUAGAGGAAGCGAAGCACUUACAGUAUUGCUGUUAAGCUGUCAGUUGAAAUGUGGCAGUUAAAGUGCAAGGAAUGUGAAAUGUGUGUUUGUGGGGCCCUUCCUCUGCUGAGUCAUCUGAACAGAGUUAACCCCUUCAUUUCCACUCUUAUUUCCCCACUGGUGCUCUUCCGUGUGCAUAUUUGAAGACAAUUUUUAGUCUACGGCACCAUACAUUAUGUUCUGUUCCCUUUCAAGCUGCAGACUAUGGAGGGAAGUACGGCACAAGAUCAAAUUCACCAGGAAGAGAAAGACAGGUCUGGAAGCAGUGAAGGAGGGCAGACGGAUCUGAAGGAGAGAGAGUUGAGACUGGUGCUGCUCGGCUCAGCGGGUGCUGGGAAAAGCAGUGUGGUCAAUGCCAUCCUGGGCGGCCCGACAUCUGAGUCUGACAGUCCCGGCCCUGAGACACCAGCCACCGACUGUCAGAAGAGACGUGUGACGCUGGCAGGACGACAGGUGGCUGUCGUGGACACACCUGACUGCCUGUGCAUCGAGCGUCCCGCAGACGACGUCCGCCGCCAGUUUUCGCUCUGCGCAGCUUUAUCAGCCCCGGGGCCCCACGCUUUCCUGCUCUGUGUCCCUGUCCACCGGCCCAGCAACCUGGAGCUACAGAUUUUGGAGACCAUUGAGAAGGUGUUUGGCCCCGAGGCGGUCAGUAAACACGCAAUGGUGCUCUUCACUCGCAUGGACCGACUGCCUGAGGAUGUUUCUCUGGACGAGUAUCUCGAAACAGAGCGGCCCGACUUGCUAGAGCUUGUGCAAAAGUGCAAGGAACGACAUCACCCGCUGCUGCCGGGAUCCAGCGUGGAGGAGCUGUUCAUGAAGGUGGAGAAGAUGGUGGAAGAAAUCGGGACACGCUUCUACACCUGCCCUCUGUUGCAGGAGGCAGAGAGGAGAGUGAAAGAGAAGGAGGAGGAGAUCUUGAGAAGCAGAAGAGGAGAAGGAGAGGAUGACUCGGAGGGAAUAAGGGCCGAAGCAGAGAAAAGUGUGACCGAUUUGAAGGUUGAGGGAAUCGCAGAGCUCUGCGUCUCCACGCCUGACACCUCGUUCUUACGCUGGGUGUGGGCCAGUGUGGUCGAGUGGCUCCUGUGGCUCCCGAAUAUGGUGAGGGGCAGUACUUUACUGGGGUCGAUCGUGGGGUUGUUCGUUGGGGGGCCCUUAGGAGGGGCCAUGGGAGCAACGGUGGGCUCUGUGGCGACGGAGGUGGGUAGACGGAAACAAAAAACCAAGUGAGUACUUGGAAAUUUGGUAACAGUUUAUCAACAGAAACAUUAAACAACAGAUCAGUUGUUCUUGAACAUUGAAAUAGGAAUAUAUAGUCAGCUACAGAAGUCAUUAUAAACGCUAAUAAUGUUUUUCUUUUAAAUACAUGCUUUUUUUCCCAUUACAAAUUGUAUUAUUAAA